AUGGCGUUAGACGGUGAUGCCUCUGGUAGCAUCCCCACCCUUCUCAUCCCUGAUAACCUUGUGGCUGCGGUGGUUAGUGGGGGAGCGGAGCUCGUUGUGGAGCAUCGUGAGGGCAACCCCACCUUAAGACGCAUCUUUCUCCACAUCUUUGACGAUUUUGAACGCCAUGAGGCAGUCCAGCGGAGCGCCGCGGAUGCGACAAGCGAUCCAUUGCACAAGGUGCAUCUUGAGAAGUUGAAGGAACUUAGUUGGGCGCGAUCGACGGUGUGGUCGGACUGGAGGAUGCGGGAAUACCUGCCUAGCAGCGAUUCACUUCUUUGGCCCUCCACUGAUCAGCUGCAGAAGGUGGUAGAGGUGGUGAAGCAGCUGAAGCUGUUUGCCGAUAACCCCCCAGACAGGUGUGGUGGAGAUGCCCUUUCCAGGGCGAUUGCAAUUAUAGAAUCAGAAACGAGGUUUAGCGGCCUGCAUGAGCUCCGAAAGGCCCCUGUGGCGGGUGUCCUCACGCCGUAUCACGUGGAGAGCUGGGCAAACGUGGCGUCGUCGGCGCGGGAGAUGCGUCUGCCUUCCACCCUCUCGCGCAGCUCCGACGCCGUCAGACCCGACACCCCCCAUCUCCUCCUCGUGAAUAGCUCCGAGAUGAUCGUUUCGGAGGUAAUCGACCUCCCACAAACGGCUCGCACGCAGGAGACGCUCAUUCGUCUGCUCGCCCUGCCGCCCGAGCUCUCUGCGCACCUCUCGGGCGAGAAUUCCGCUAUGCUCAAGUGGAGAGAGCUGGUUUCAUUGCACCGACGUUGCUUAAUGAAGAACGAGAUUGGGCUGAUACGCAGCGUUCAGGAGAACAUGCGGAUUUUACAGCUUUCCGAGAGCACCUUGGCGGAGCUGAUGCGAGCGGCGGCAUCCAAGGAUGCGAGGGUACGGCUACGGGUUGGGGUUUACGCUACCAUCGUUCAUUUUCAGCGGGUUGUUUUAGUCUUGACGAGCCACCCAAAGGGGCAGCUAGACGGGCCUGAGGUGGAGGCUCUGCAAGCCUUCGCAGAGAGAGAGGCGGCGACUGGACCUUUUGCGGGAUGUCCUCUUGGAAUGUUGGUGGUGAUGGAGCGGAAUCCGAAGUCGGCGAAUGCCGUCGCGCGCGUGCUCAGGGAGGAUUUUUUGAGCCCCGUGUUACGGGAAAUUCCGCAGGAGAAGUGCUGCUCCGUCACGGAUGGGAUUCCACUUAGCGAAAAAAGCAUGGCGUUUGUUGCGGCCGCACCCUUUAACCCGCAUGUGGUAAUUCAUGGAAGCCGUGUGGAGGGAGGGUUUACGGGAUCUGAGGAGACUUUUGAGCGCUUUAAACGUCAACGCGAGGACGUGGCGGAGGAGCAAACGGUGAUGCAGCUGCGCACGGCUUACGAGCGCCCGUUGCAGGAUUCGAGUGCUGGGUGGGAGGAUCGCACUGCGGUCAUGGGCGCCUCAGCGGCUGUGUCGUUCAGCUCAUCCACGCUCACCGGCGAGGAGCUCAGCGCUGCGUUUGAGAGGAAGGUGUUGGAGAUUCUCACCGUGGAGCCGCUAAGCCGGGCAGACCUUGCUGCCCACCCGGGUCUUCUUCAAUGGAAGAGUCAGUCCUCGUUUGAUGGACUUUUGAAAUCGUGCUUGAAAAAGCACGCCGUCUACCAAGGUCGAAAGUACGCCUUAAAAGAUUGA
Phytomonas sp. EM1 is the source of this 1680-nucleotide messenger RNA. The record is from the annotation of a GenBank genome assembly. Lineage: Eukaryota; Euglenozoa; Kinetoplastea; Trypanosomatida; Trypanosomatidae.